Coregonus clupeaformis (lake whitefish) is the source of this 1267-nucleotide messenger RNA. RefSeq names its product melatonin receptor type 1A-A. NCBI's taxonomy places the organism in Eukaryota, Metazoa, Chordata, Actinopteri, Salmoniformes, Salmonidae. Gene Ontology annotation, biological process: G protein-coupled receptor signaling pathway. The transcript is spliced from 2 exons. The record is from RefSeq and is a predicted model, not a curated record. Bases 1 to 873 code for a protein of 290 amino acids. Gene Ontology annotation, molecular function: melatonin receptor activity. Gene Ontology annotation, cellular component: membrane.
AUGGGCAACAUCUUUGUGGUGAGCCUGGCCGUGGCCGACCUGGUGGUGGCCAUCUACCCCUACCCUCUGGUCCUCACCUCCAUCUUCCACAAAGGCUGGAACCUGGGCUAUGUCCAUUGCCAGAUCAGCGGUUUUCUCAUGGGCGUCAGCGUCAUCGGCUCCAUCUUCAACAUCACCGGCAUUGCCAUCAACCGCUACUGUUAUAUAUGUCACAGCCUUAAGUACGACAAGCUGUACAGCGACAAGAACUCAGUGUGUUACGUCCUACUCAUCUGGGCGUUGACCAUUGUGGCCAUCGUGCCGAAUCUCUUUGUGGGUUCGUUGCAGUAUGACCCCAGGGUGUAUUCGUGUACGUUCGAGCAGUCGGCGAGUUCGGCGUACACCAUCGCUGUGGUCUUCUUCCACUUCAUCCUACCGAUCAUGAUCGUCACCUACUGCUACCUGAGGAUCUGGAUCCUGGUCAUUCAGGUUAGGCGACAGGUCAAACCGGACAACAAACCGAAACUGACGCCAAAUGACGUGAGGAAUUUCGUGACUAUGUUUGUGGUGUUUGUGCUGUUCGCCGUGUGCUGGGCGCCACUUAACUUCAUCGGGCUGGCGGUGGCCAUCAACCCCGAGGUGGUGGUGCCUCUCAUCCCCGAGUGGCUCUUCGUAGCGAGCUACUUCAUGGCCUACUUCAACAGCUGCCUUAAUGCCAUCGUGUACGGGUUGCUCAACCAGAACUUCCGGCGCGAGUACAAGCGCAUCGUGGUGUCAGUGUGCACGGCGCAAAUCUUCUUCCACGGCAGCUCCAACGACGUGGCCGAGCGGCUCAAGAGCAAGCCGUCGCCGCUCAUCACCAACAACAACCAGGUCAAGGUGGAGUCGGUGUGAGAGGACCAGCUGGUCCCAGUGCGCUCCCUACACCUCCCCCAUGGCGCAAACCCUUCGAUGUCUAUACAUCUAUAAGGUGGAAGGAAGCAAUAUGGCGGAAGCUCAAGCUUCACCAUUUCGCUCCUUGUACCUAUCCAGUACACUGCAGAUCUACAAACAUCGGAGGGGUUAAGGAGCCCAGGGGAAGGGGUAGGGAGCGAUUUGGGACCGGGUGAUACUAACACACACACAAAGGGGGAGGGGGAAGUAAGGGAACUAAUGUGACAUAAAAGAGUAACAUUUGUUUAAAAAAUACAAGUGAACGGAGAACAAUUACCAAAUACAAAAACAAAACAGCUUCCACUUUCUGAACCGUCCGUGAUCUGUGCUAUCUUCACCUCUAUAAAAUCAAAGC